Molecule: messenger RNA, 2237 nt
Organism: Onychomys torridus (southern grasshopper mouse)
Lineage: Eukaryota; Metazoa; Chordata; Mammalia; Rodentia; Cricetidae
Gene: Chic2
Product: cysteine rich hydrophobic domain 2
Exons: 6
Coding region: 324-821 (165 amino acids)
Source: RefSeq, a predicted model, not a curated record
GCGCUCCCGCCCGCGCUCCCGGGAAGUCUCGCGAUGCGGUAGCCGGCUGCUCCAGCUUGCGGGGUGGCUCUGGCUGUUGCUGUGGUUGCCGGAGUUGCGGCGGCGGCGGCGGCCCCGGCGGAUGUUGACAUUGUGUUGUUGUUCCUGCCCACGGUAAUGGCGGCGGCGGCGGCGGCGGCGGCGGCCGGGACCGGGUCUCCUCAGUAGCCGGAGCCGACACUGCCGAGCGCCAGCUCCGCGGCCUCCGCGCCCGCAGCUUCGCCAGCCGUUCCCCGCGGCCGCCCCAGAGCCAGGGCCCCGGGCGGGGGGCUCGCCGGCGCGGGAUGGCGGAUUUCGAUGAGAUCUACGAGGAGGAGGAGGACGAGGAGCGGGCCCUGGAGGAGCAGCUGCUGAAGUACUCGCCCGACCCGGUGGUGGUCCGCGGCUCCGGUCACGUCACCGUAUUUGGACUGAGCAACAAAUUUGAAUCAGAAUUCCCUUCUUCAUUAACUGGAAAAGUAGCUCCUGAAGAGUUUAAAGCCAGCAUCAACAGAGUUAACAGCUGUCUUAGGAAGAAUCUGCCUGUUAAUGUGCGGUGGUUGCUGUGUGGCUGCCUGUGUUGCUGCUGCACAUUAGGCUGCAGUAUGUGGCCAGUUAUUUGCCUCAGUAAAAGAACCCGAAGAUCGAUUGAGAAGUUAUUAGAAUGGGAAAACAAUAGGUUAUACCACAAGCUGUGCUUGCACUGGAGACUGAGCAAAAGGAAAUGCGAGACGAACAACAUGAUGGAGUAUGUCAUCCUCAUAGAAUUUUUACCAAAGACACCGAUUUUUCGACCAGAUUAGCAUUUGCUUUAUUUAUAGAGACUUUGCAAGUGUGUUGUCUUUCCAAAGGUGCCUUGCUUGGUGCUCUCCUGCUGGUGACAUGAUGCUGGUUCUACAGAAUCGGGUGGUGGUUCUGUUUGUUUUGUUUUUAAAUAACCGCAUGUUCUGUGUGCAUAUUUGUCAGACUUUGCAAGUUAUUUCAUACAGAUGUUUAAUACUUAAGUUAUUGUGCUCUUUUCUGUUAUGUAUUCUGAUUUUCAAGGAUUACUUUUUGUAUUCUCAAAAAAAAAAAAUACAUUUGAACUUAGCAUAAAAAUGGUCCUUUGUCAGUUCCUUAAAGAAAAACAUACUUGUUGUCUGUUCUAACAUGCUCUUGUACUGGUUUUUUUUCCUUCCCUUUAGAAUUUGCACAGUAGUAUUUGAAACCAGUACAUUUUCUCACAUAGCCUUUUGGGCCUACACUGACCUUUCUUUCACAGUUCCUGAUGCUCCAUCUCAGCAGAUACACUUUAGCUUUAUGAAGAACUAGCAAUGGUUUUGAAAAAUCUCUGUCUUCAAAAGGUCGUUUUCCUAGAAUAGACACAUCACGAAUGGUGUGCAUGCAGCAGCGGUUGCUAGGGCUCAGUGAGAGCACUGUAGAGGAGCAUCUGUCCUCAGUGCCAGUCGACAGGCAGAAAGGCAUCUGUACUCAGUUAUGUUUACUGCUCAGCGUAUCUUACAGAAAUAGAGAAUUACCCCUUCUAAAUUAAAAUGUUUCCAUUCUAACAAUUGUGGGAUGGAUGUGUUUCUUGAUAGUUUGGAAAGAAAACAAACUUCUAGAAUUAAAAAUCAUCUGAUAUAACACUAGUAUAUUGUUAUAGAGAGUAGAUAGUCACUAAGAAAUGGUAUGUUUAAUACUAUUUCCAGUCUACCCAUCCAGUUAUGUACUUUUUUGAUUGAAAAUUGAAUAUUUAAGUUCAGAUCAGAUUAGCUUAUUACUUUUUUUUAGCUUAUUAUUUUAAAAUAUACACGUACAUGUAUUUUUUCUGUUUAGUUGUACAUAUCUCCUCAUUAUAGAUUUCUGAAUGUGUAGACUUUGGUUUUUUAUAAGCCUAAAAUUAAACACCUUUUAAUGUGUGUCAAGAACUUGUUCCAUAUAAUUGUGGUAUCGAGCAAUAAUGUGAAUAAUGUUUGAAAUUAUAUAAACUAUGUUUAAUAAUUUGUAUUAAGAAUUGGUACCACUACCUCCCCCUCCCACCCCGUAUUAAACCUUUUAAAUACCAAUUUCGUUAAUUGAUAUACCUGUAUUUUUAAAAAGUGUUUCUUUGUACUUCUCUAAAGUACUGUGCUUCUAUAUAAAUUUGAAUAGCUAAAUGCCAAUAUCUCAAAUCCUAUAUGGAAUUCACUUUAGGAAUUGUCUUUAAAACUUGGGUUUAAGAUAAUGUCCCAACGUCUGUC